CGAUAAAUUAAGUUUUAAAUACAAACGAUUUGUUUCUCAUAUCACUUCCUCUCAUGACGUCACAUUGUUUGUGUUGAGCGGACACACUCGCACAUUCGCUUCAAACCUGCAGCUGUUUUCACUUCGUUGAGCCUUCUUAUCGAGGUGUGGUGUCACCCGUUCUAGGUGAAAUGUUCUUUAGUUCCACAUGAGCUCUACUAUGUGGUACAUAAUGCAGAGUAUUCAGAGCAAAUACUCACUGUCGGAAAGGCUCAUUCGAACCAUAGCAGCCAUUCGCUCCUUCCCACAUGAUAAUGUGGAAGAUCUUAUUCGCAGGGGGGCAGAUGUCAAUAGGAUGCAUGGCACACUGAAGCCUCUACAUUGUGCCUGCAUGGUGGCUGAUGCUGAUUGUGUGGAGCUUUUGCUGGAGAAAGGUGCAGAGGUUAAUGCCUUGGAUGGGUAUAACCGCACUGCACUGCAUUAUGCUGCAGAGAAAGACGAAGGUUGUGUGGAGCUGCUGCUGGAAUACGGGGCCCAGCCAAAUGCACUGGAUGGCAACAAGGAUACCCCACUGCACUGGGCUGCCUUUAAAGAUAACCCUGAGUGUGUACGAGCUCUGCUGGAGAGUGGCGCAUGCCCCAAUGUUCGCGAUUACAACAACGACACGCCCCUUAGUUGGGCAGCCAUGAAGGGCAACCUGGAGAGCGUGCGUGUGCUGCUUGAGUAUGGUGCUCAAGUCCAUGUCACCAACCUAAAGGGCCAGACACCCAUAUCCCGGCUGGUAGCACUGCUGGCUCGAGGUCUGGGCACGGAACAGGAGGAAGAGUGCCUUGAGCUGCUUUGCCGUGCUGCGGGGCGGUUUGAGAUCCGCAAGGCAGAUGGCUCCUUACCACGUGAGCUCAGUAAGGAUCCUCAAUUACUGGCUCGACUCACUAGUUUGGUAGCCCAGCCACCUACGUUGCGAGCACUGGCACGCUGUGCUGUGCGCAGUAGCCUGGGAGUGCAGUUCCUCCCCACUGCCGUCAAACAGCUUCCCCUUCCAGAGUCAGUUAAAGAAUAUGUGCUCCUCAGAGACUGAGGGCAGGGUAUGUGAGGAAGAGUGAAGACUGUCCUUAAUAGUAGAUGUCAUCUGUGUAUGUGAACAAGUGAUUGUAUUCUGUUGUAAUCAGACUGCAAUCUGAAGUGUGUGUACAUAUACAGUGAGUGAAUAAUGGAGGAAAUUAUGACACUUUCUUUUUUGUUGCUAUAAUGUCAUCAAACACAUUCAGACUUGGGUUGCUGUACGAUCAUGUGAUGCAGAGAAGUACCAAUCUGGUAGGACAGAGAUGCACGGUAAUGCUGAGAUGCCAGAAAUGUAUGAACCGGUUAUGUUGUUAACAUCUCCGCUCAAACUCAGAAAUAUAUGUAAAAUCCUCUAAUUGUAAAAAAAAGAAAAAGAAAAUAAUUGACUACUAUUAUUUACCAGUUAAUCAUAUGGAAACAAAAUCAUUAAAAACACUUUAACAUAGCACUUAAGUUAUAAUCCUAUAUAAAGUUUGUGUUGCAAACGUCUAAAAAAAUAUAUAUAUAUAUUUUUUUUUUUGUUAAUGUGUGCAGUAGUAUUUGAUUAUUUUUAAAACCUAGUUACUUAUACCUUAUGCUCAGUUUUAAAGUUAAAUAAAUAGACAUUUUUAUGUUCAGUUAUUUUAUGAGGUGUCCCAGCCAUCAAAUAUUAAUCCAUCUUGAAAGGUUUUGGAAAAUGAAAAAUGUGGUAAACCGGGCACAAAAGGUUAAUUAUAUUUGUGGUGUAUUGUCACUUUGAAACAGGACAAUGAAAAAAAUCUUCUAUAAUGGCAUCUAUUUCUGUCCAUCUACCACUUUAAUAAACAAGUUCAUCAAAAAUAUUUCUCAAUGAUAAUUCCACUACUACCCGAUUUAGAGUGUUUGAAUGAUACAUCUUUUCUUUGGUGCUAAUGAUUGCAGAAAAUGAGCUGUGAUUCAAGUAUGAAAUGAAAAUAUAGCAGACCUUAACAAGAAUUUUCAAUGUCGAUAUUGGGAAUAUGUAAUUCACAGUGUUUAAUCUGCGGUUUGUCAUGUUAGUUUGAUCAUUCCAAUUUUUGGCAGACAAUGAGAGGGAUGUCUAAAAGGAAUUAAGGUCAACACUUGUAUCACAUCUUGUAAAACUCAAAUAUUUUUUUCAACUGUUUUCAUUUAGCUGUUGUCAUAUUGCUUGAUUAAGAAGAACGAAGUGCUUACAUCUGAACUAGUUUCAUACAUGCAGACUUAUAAGUAAAAGCCUCCAUGCAUUUUGCA
Messenger RNA from Xyrauchen texanus (razorback sucker), 2271 nucleotides. RefSeq names its product ankyrin repeat and SOCS box protein 8-like. The record is from RefSeq and is a predicted model, not a curated record. Gene Ontology annotation, biological process: intracellular signal transduction. The transcript has 4 exons. The coding region runs from base 188 to 1057 and encodes 289 amino acids. Gene Ontology annotation, molecular function: protein binding. NCBI's taxonomy places the organism in Eukaryota, Metazoa, Chordata, Actinopteri, Cypriniformes, Catostomidae.